Pangasianodon hypophthalmus (striped catfish) is the source of this 3604-nucleotide messenger RNA. RefSeq names its product poly(ADP-ribose) polymerase family member 9 (gene parp9). The transcript has 10 exons. Gene Ontology annotation, biological process: positive regulation of type II interferon-mediated signaling pathway; negative regulation of gene expression. NCBI's taxonomy places the organism in Eukaryota, Metazoa, Chordata, Actinopteri, Siluriformes, Pangasiidae. Gene Ontology annotation, molecular function: transcription corepressor activity; NAD+ poly-ADP-ribosyltransferase activity; ubiquitin-like protein ligase binding. Gene Ontology annotation, cellular component: nucleus; cytoplasm. Bases 194 to 2554 code for a protein of 786 amino acids. The record is from RefSeq and is a predicted model, not a curated record.
CUUUUUGCUCUGGAAGUAAAUAGUAAGCUUGUUCUUCAGCUUGGGCGUCGUGGGGUCCCAUUUUCCCUCCACGAACAGGGUGAAGGGAAACUCUUCGUCCAUCGCUGAGUGUGUACUGACGCCUGACUCUGAGCAGUGUACUCUGUCGCUGGUCGUUUUGCACGCCUGUUUUGCUUCUGACACAAAACCAGUCAUGGAAGAUGGCAAGGCAUUUAUUCUGUUGCAGCCAGAGGGGAUUGAGAUUCUGAAACGCAGUAGCUCUGCAUUUUGCCGUGGGCUAGAAGGAAAAUUUGGUUGUACCGCUCAGAUCCACAAUUUGGAGGAUCAUACAGCUUCAUCCUUUUCCCACAGCAAAGCAACCAUUGUGCCUGACAUUAAGUACAGCAAACAGCUGUCUAAGAGUCUGAAAGUAUCAGUGUGGAAAGAUGAUCUUACUACACAUAAGGUUGAUGCUGUGGUAAAUGCAGCAAAUGAGCAUUUAAAUCAUGGAGCAGGACUUGCUCUAGCUCUGAGUCGAGCUGGAGGUCGUAUGAUUCAGCAAUGGAGUGAUGAAAUCAUAAAACAAAAGGGUAAAGUUCACACAGGUGAAGCUGUUGCCACUCGAGCUGGAAAUCUCCCUUGUAAAAUGAUCAUACACGCCGUUGGACCCUGUGUAUCACUAAAGGCAACAAAGACAGAACUUAGGGAUGCAUCAGACCUUUUAGAGAAAACUAUUUGGAGUAUCUUGCGAAAAGCUAACUAUGAAAACAUGCAGUCUGUUGCAAUCCCUGCAAUUAGCUCAGGGCUUUACAAUUUUCCACUGCAAAAAUGUGCUGAAAUCAUUGUAGCUACAGUGAAGUCAUUCAGUGAUAAACGCAAUCCAGAAGCCGGGAACCUUGAAGUUCGUCUGGUGAAUAAUGAUGAUCCAUCAGUUCAACAGAUGCACAGAGCCUGCAGGGAAAUUCUGGGGCCAUCUGACCUAAUGCCAAUGCAAAACCAGGGCAAUGCACCAACCCAGUCUCCAGUCUCCAGUCUAGAUCUGGGGAAUGUGACUCUCCACCUCAAAAAGGGUGCCAUUGAGAAUGAGACAACAGAUGUCAUCGUGAACACGAUAGGACCCAACUUAGAUUUAUCAAAAGGACAGGUUUCAGCUGCUCUGCUGAAAAAAGCUGGCCGGAAGAUUCAGGAUGAAAUAAAACAUCUUAAACAUGGACAUGUUCACGAGGGUGACAUUAUUCCAACUUCUGGCUGUAAACUGAACUGUAAGGCAGUGUACCACACUGUCUGUGUGCCAAAAAGUACCACUGAUGAUAAGGCCAAUAAGAUUCUUCACUCGGUGGUCACAAAUUGCCUUACGAUGGCAAGAAAUAAAGGUUGGUCAUCUAUAUCUUUUCCUGCUCUCGGGACGGGCAACCUUGGCCUUGGAAAAGAUGAAGUUUCUCAAAUUAUGACCACUGCAGUAGUGGAAUUUUCUAAAUACUAUAAAGGCUCGAAAAUAAAAAUAUUUUUCGUAAUUUUUCCAAAGGAUACUGACACACUGAAGGCUUUUGAAAAGGAAAUAGCUUCCACUAACACAAGACUGCAAACCUUUCAAAUGUCCAGCAGCACCAAAAGUCAUGACAAUCUGGGCAUUAGAACAGCACCUUGCAUUGAGCUCUUUGCCCCCUCUCCAGAGGCGCUAAGAGAGGCCAAACGAUGGUCUUUUGAUAUGCUGGAUUUGCGUUCUGGCUGUCAGAAAAUAUACAAUAAUCACGUUCUGCACCUGAACCAAGAGGAUCAUGAAAAGCUGAUGUCCCUUCAGGUUUCAUUUAAUGUCAUCAUCUCAGAAUUCUUUCGCGAAGGCAAAGGAGGAAUUAUCAUCAAUGGUGAGCCUGUAGGGACCAGGUGUGCCGCAUUGGAGGUGGAAGCCAUGUUAUGUCAGGCCCAAGAAGACUUUGCUCAGAGUGAAGAGAAAUACAUGCAGGGCGAUUUGGAGCAUAUGUAUGUGGCAGACGAUUUUGGGCAAAGACAACAGAUAGAGAGGAUGUCAAACAGGUCAUAUCGGAAGACACCCAUAGACCUCAAUGACUGGGCAGUAAAAGAAAGACUGAGAAACUUUGCAAAAUGUGGCCUGAACAUUGUGAAGGUGGAAAAAAUUGAGAACUACGCUCUGCAGCAGCUCUUCAAGUUGAACAGCAAACGUAUACAACCUCCACCUCGGCGUCUGUACCAGUGUGUGAAAGCACAGUUCUGUGAUCUGAUCUGCAGAGUGGGCUUCCAGAGGGAAUACGCACCACCUAACGAACAAAAGUAUGGAGCUGGAAUAUACUUCACUACUGAAGUGGACAAAGCAAAAUCACUGUGGACGGACAAUGAAGAAGAGUAUAUCUACUUCAUUGAAGCUCAAGUGCUCACUGGUAAAGAGACACAAGGUUCAUCAGAAAUGAUUGUCCCUCCUCCAUUUGGAAAAGACCCUCUGGUUCGUUACGAUAGUGUGACCAAUGGGAGGGGCAUCCACAUCAUCUUCAAUGGCCAACAAGCCUAUCCUGAGUUCCUCUUCACAUGUAGCAAACAAGCCAACCAAACUUAUUUUUAGCUUUCUUUUAGCUAAACCCUGUAUUUUCCACUAAGGCAUUCUGUAUUUACAUUAAAAUAAGGUUUUACAUUACAUUCACUGAGCACCAACGCCUCAUUCAGAGUAAAUUAAAGAUGUCAAAAAUUAAACUUACAGCUUGCUAACUCUAACCAACAAAACUCUUAGCAUAUAGGCAGUAAAUAGAUUCAGUGAACUUAAAUUAGUUUUAUUGUACUGAUAAUGGUUUAGAUUAUACCUGAACUUUAUGGAAACACGGAUGUGAUUAAUAGUUUCAGGGCAAAAAAUACUGGAAGCUAAAUUACACUAUGACCUACACAAAAAAGUUUAAUUAGUCAGAAAACAGAAAAAGGACAUCUUGGUGUACAUUUUGAUACAUAUUGCCAGACCUUGCUGAUGGCAAAUCCUCUUUAGGAUACUCUGAGCUAUCAGCUUUUCUUUGUCCUUUUCUCUUCUUGUUUUGGGCCUGAUCAUAUACUGUAUUGUUUUGCUUUAGAGGCUUCUGCCUCUGCUUCAGUUUCAGGGAAAAUUCGCUAAGGGCUGACUUAUAAAUUCAUGUACUACAGUAAUAUGAAUGGUUUAUACACAUUGUAAUUAUAGUUGUUGAUUUGAAGAUAAGAAGAAAAAAGAUAUUUGAAGAUAAAAAUGAAGAUAUAGGAGCUUACUCAACAAAUACUCUGUGGCCUUUAUAAUGCUGUGAAUCUUCUAGCUGUGUGCUUACUUAUUCGUGAUUUUUUUUUUGUUUUAAUUCUCAUGGACUUUCCCUGAGUCUCAGUACCACAUUGUUGAAUGGCACAUGUCAGAAUGAUAGAAAAUGGGACAGGGGCUAAUGUAUAAAUGUAGGCACUACAUUAAUGAGAGAAUUUUAUAGAGCAACAACCUUUGCAGAUUUAUAUACUAUUUUUGAUUGCACUCUUUUGUGAAGCUAUAUUAUGUUUUAUUUUCAUUUUCAAUACUAAGAAUGAUGGGUUAUGAUUAGGUGAUGGCUUGAAAGUGUGUAGUGUUUUCUGGUCUGUCUUUUGAUUACAGCAAUAAAAUAUAACAUAUUCCAUA